Molecule: messenger RNA, 1881 nt
Organism: Schistocerca cancellata (South American locust)
Lineage: Eukaryota; Metazoa; Arthropoda; Insecta; Orthoptera; Acrididae
Exons: 1
Coding region: 1-1881 (626 amino acids)
Source: RefSeq, a predicted model, not a curated record
AUGCCUUCGCAGGGAGUGCUGCCUUCGCAAGGGGUGGUGCCUUCGCAAGGAGUGUUGCCUUCGCAAGGAGUGCUGCAUUCACAAGGAGUGCUGCCUCCGCAAGGAGUGCUGCUUUCGCAAGGAGUACUGCCUUUGCAAGGAGUACUGCCUUCGCAAGGAGUGCUGCCUUCACAAGGAGUGCUGCCUUCGCUAGGAGUGCUGUCUUCGCAAGGAGGGCUGCCUUCGAGAGGAGGGCUGCCUUCGCAAGGGGUAAUGCCUUCGCAAGUAGUGCUGCCUUCUCAGGGAGUACUGCCUUUGAACGAGUGCUGCCUUCCAAUGAGUGCUGCCUUCGCAAGGAGUGCUGCCUUCGCAAGGAGUGCUGCCUUCGCAAGGAGUGCUGCCUUCGCAAGGAGUGCUGCCUUCGCAAUGAGGGCUGCCUUUGCAGGGAGUGCUGCCUUCGCAAGGGGUGGUGCCUUCGCAAAGAGUGCUGCCUUCGCAAGGAGUGCUGCCUUCGCAAGGAGUGCUGCCUUCACAAUGAGGGCUGCCUUUGCUGGGAGUGCUGGCUUCACAAGGGGUGGUGAAUCCGCAAGGAUUGCUGCCUUCGCAGGGAGUGCUGCCUUCGCAAGGAGUGGUGCCUAUGCACAUAGUGCUGCCUUCGCACAGGUUGCUCCCUUUGCACGGAGUGCUGCCUUCGCACAGAGUGCAGCCUUCGCAUGGAGUGCUGCUUUUGCUGAGAGUGCUGCCUUCGCAAGGAGUGCAGCCAUCGCAAGGAGUGCUGCCUUCGCAAGGAGUGCUUCCUUCGCAAGGAGUGCUGCCUUCGAAAGGAGUGCUGCCUUCGCAAGGAGUCCUGCCUUCGCAAGGAGUGCUGCCUUCGCCAGGAGUGCUGCCUUCGCCAGGAGUGCUGCCUUCGCUACGAGUGCUGCCUUCGCAAGGGGUGCUGCCUACAAAAGGAGUGCUGCCCUCGUAAGGAGUUCUGCCUUCGCAAGGAGUGCUGCCUUCGCAAGGAAUGCUACCUUCUCACAGAGUGCUGCCUUUGCACAGAAUGCUGCCUUCACAAGGACUGCUGCCUUUGCACAGAUUGCUGCCUUUGCACAGAGUGCUGCCUCCGCAAGGAGUGCUGCCUUUGGAUGGACUGUUGCCUUCGCAAGGAGUGCUGCCUUUGCAAGGAUUGCUGCCUUCGCAAGGAGUGCUGCCUUCGCUAGGAGUGCUGCCUUCGCUAGGAGUGCUGCCUUCGCUAGGAGUGCUGCCUUCGCAGGCAGUGCUGCCUACGCAGGGAGUGCUGCCUUCGCAAGGAGAGCUGCCUUCACAAGGAAUGCUGCCUUUGCAAGGAUUGCUGCCUUCGCAAGGAGUGCUGCCUUCGCUAGGAGUGCUGCCCUUCUAAGGAGAGCUGGCUUCGCAAGGAGUGCUGCCAUCGCUAGGAGUGCUGCUUUCGCAAGGAGGGCUGACUUCGCAGGGAGUGCUGCCGUUGCAAGGAGUGCUGCCUUCGCAAGGAGUGGUGCCUUCGCAAGGAGUGCUGCCUUCGCAGGGAGUGCUGCAUCCGCAAGGAGUGCUGCCUUCGCAAGGUGUGCUGCCUUCGCAAGAAGUGCUGCCUUUGCAAGGAGUGCUACCUUCGCAAGGAGUGCUGCCUUCGCUAGGAGUGCUGCCCUUCUAAGGAGAUCUGGCUUCGCAAGGAGUGCUGCCUUCGCUAGGAGUGCUGCUUUCGCAAGGAGUGCUGCCUUCGCAAGGAAUGCUGCCUUCCCAAGGAGUUCUGCCUUGGGACCGAGUGCUGCCUUCCCUAGGAGUGUUGCCUUCGUACAGAGUGCAGCCUUCACAAGGUGCUGCCUUCGCAAGGUGUGCUGCCUUUGCAAGGAGUACUGCCUUCGCAAGGAGUGCUGCCAUCGCAAGGAGUGCUGCCUUCGCUAG